Colletotrichum scovillei is the source of this 2361-nucleotide messenger RNA. RefSeq lists its product as uncharacterized. Gene Ontology annotation, biological process: tricarboxylic acid cycle. The record is from RefSeq and is a predicted model, not a curated record. The coding region runs from base 1 to 2361 and encodes 786 amino acids. Gene Ontology annotation, cellular component: cytosol; mitochondrion. Lineage: Eukaryota; Fungi; Ascomycota; Sordariomycetes; Glomerellales; Glomerellaceae. Gene Ontology annotation, molecular function: aconitate hydratase activity; 4 iron, 4 sulfur cluster binding. The transcript has 3 exons.
AUGAUGUUAGCGCUGUUGAAGGCAACUAGGUCAAAUGGACGCUCCUUCAAACAAUCUUCGUACGCAGCAUGGAGAAGACAUUUUGCAACUCCAGCCGCAUCUGUACAAGUUCCGUUAAGUCCUUUGGAGCCGUACAACCCAUUAGAUUAUGGAUCGCGACUACAAGCCCUUCAUGACCUGCAAAAGUCCAAUAAACGACCCCUGACUCUCUCCGAAAAGAUCCUAUACAGCCACCUAGUCCCCGGCAAAGAUGGGUGGUCGCUCGACGAAAUACAUCGAGGCAAGACAAUAUUGCGCCUGCGGCCCGAUCGAGUAGCAUGCCACGAUGCCACAGCAACAAUGGCCUUGCUUCAAUUCAUUAGCGCUGGUCUUCCACGCGUCAGAGUUCCGACAUCCGUUCACAGUGACCACCUGAUCGUUGCCGAGAAAGGUGAUAAGGAGGAUCUCGCUCGUGCUGCUAGCGACCACGAAGAGGUGUAUGCCUUUCUCGGUAGUGCGACGAAGAAAUACGGAAUCGGGUACUGGAAGCCAGGAGCGGGAAUUAUACACACAACCAUCUUCGAGAACUACGCAUUCCCAGGCGGCCUGAUGAUUGGCACGGACUCGCACACACCGAAUGCCGGAGGAAUGGGCAUGCUAGGUAUCGGUGUCGGUGGAGCCGAUGCUGUCGAUGCAAUGUCUGGUAUGCCGUGGGAGCUCGUCUGUCCAAAGGUCUGCGGCGUGCGCCUGACCGGCAAACUCCAGGGAUGGAGCUCGUCAAAGGACAUAAUCUGCAAGCUUGCGGGUAUCCUCACUGUUUCUGGAGGUAAAGGCAAAGUCAUUGAGUUCUUUGGUCCAGGCACCGAAACGCUGGGAGCUACGGCGAUGGCAACCGUCUGCAACAUGUCUGCCGAAAUUGGGUCAACAUCUUGCGUGUUCCCUUACUCUGAAGCGAUGUCGCGAUACCUAUCAGCCACGAAUCGGAAGAAUAUCGCCGACUAUGCCGAUAUUUUCAAACAGCCACUCCUUCUUGGAGACGAGGGUUGCGACCGCUACUACGACGAAAUAAUCGAGAUAGACCUCUCGACCCUUGAGCCUCACAUUAAUGGCCCCUUCACCCCGGACCUGGCACACCCACUAUCUCAAUUCAAACGACAUGUCAGCGAGAGUUCAUGGCCGUCAGACAUCUCUUGCAGUCUAGUCGGGAGUUGCACCAAUAGCUCGUACGAAGAUCUAGAAAAGGUUCGCCAUCUCGUCGUGCAAGCCAGAGAAGCCGGGCUAGAGAAGACAAAGACGCGAUUCCUAGUUAGCCCAGGAAGUGAGCAAAUCCGUGCUACGGCAGAGGAGGAAGGGAUUCUCGAUACGCUCAGACAAGCUGGAGCAGUUGUUUUGAGUAAUUCCUGUGGCCCAUGUGUCGGGCAAUGGGAUCGGGAAGACGUCGAUGUCAAGAACGCCGAAAGGAACUCGGUCAUUUCCAGCUUCAACCGCAACUUCACAGGUCGCCACGACAGCAAUCCGGCCACUCAUUCUUUUGUCACAUCACCUGAGCUCGCCGCAGCAUUUGCCUUCGCUGGCAAUCUCACGUUCAACCCCAUGACUGAUGACAUACCCAUACCCGGUCCAUAUGGUGCUCCCAAGAAAUUCCGCUUCACGCCCCUCAAGCUGCCGAGCUCCCGGUCAUCUUCUCCAGGCGACGACCGUUUUCAACCUCCUGUACUAUCAGACACAACGGAAUUGAAAUCUGGCAUGAACAUCCUGAUCAAGGUGCGUGGCAAAUGUACGACAGAUCACAUCUCGCCCGCUGGUCCUUGGUAUAAGUACCGGGGCCACCUGGAGAACAUCAGCAACAACAUGCUCCUCGGAGCCACCAAUGACUUCUUAGCCGACGCCAGCUCAUUGAACGUGAUUGGUAAAGCCAUGGAUCCGGUCGAUGGCCAAAUCAAACCCGUGCCUCAAGCUGCGAGAAGCAUGAAGAGCGCCGGCAUCAGGUGGUGCAUCAUCGGAGAUGACAAUUACGGCGAAGGAAGCUCGCGAGAACAUGCUGCGCUGGAGCCGCGAUAUUUGGGUGGUGUUGCCGUCAUUGCCAAGAGCUUUGCCAGAAUUCACGAGACGAACUUGAAGAAACAGGGCAUGUUACCGCUUACGUUCAGUGAUCCCGCAGACUACGGCAAAAUACAGAAGGGGGACCAAAUUACGCUUGUAGACGUCGAAGAUGCUGAUCUGCGGCCCGGAAAGCAGGUGACCAUGGAGGUCGUCACCCUACAAGGCUCCAGGUGGACGGCCAAAUUGAAUCACAGUUUCGAAACCAAUCAGAUUGAAUGGUUGCGGGCGGGGAGUGCGCUCAACCACAUCAAGCGCGUUGCACUUCGCGGCGAAGCAUGA